Meriones unguiculatus (Mongolian gerbil) is the source of this 4966-nucleotide messenger RNA. RefSeq names its product lysyl oxidase like 2 (gene Loxl2). Bases 213 to 2561 code for a protein of 782 amino acids. Lineage: Eukaryota; Metazoa; Chordata; Mammalia; Rodentia; Muridae. Gene Ontology annotation, biological process: peptidyl-lysine oxidation. Gene Ontology annotation, cellular component: membrane. Gene Ontology annotation, molecular function: protein-lysine 6-oxidase activity; copper ion binding. The record is from RefSeq and is a predicted model, not a curated record. The transcript has 14 exons.
AAAAGCCCGGAGGGGAGAAAGCCUGCCCAGAACCGUAACGCGCGCAGCUCUGCUUUUCGCCUUGCUUCUCGGCGGGCGGGCGGGCCCCCGGCGCCGAUCAGCGCGGAGAGGGGCCAGCACGGAGAGCCCAGUCCCAGCCUGGCCACCUCGGAGCCCUGCUGCCAAAAAAUUCCUGCUGCCAUCCUCCGACCUCCUCUCAGCACGGGACAAGGAUGGAGGAAGCUUUUGGCUCCCGCCUCUAUGUCUGUUUGGCUAUGCUCGUCUUCCUGCCCUCCCUGAGCCUAGCACAGUAUGAGAGCUGGCCCUACCAGCUCCAGUACCCUGAGUACUUCCAGCAGCCGGCUCCCGAGCACCAUCAGCGCCAGGUGCCCUCUGAUGUGGUCAAGAUCCAGGUGCGCCUGGCGGGCCAGAAGAGGAAGCAUAAUGAAGGCCGAGUGGAGGUCUAUUAUGAAGGCCAGUGGGGCACUGUGUGUGAUGAUGACUUCUCCAUCCAUGCCGCCCACGUGGUCUGCCGGGAAGUGGGUUAUGUGGAAGCCAAGUCCUGGACUGCCAGCUCCUCCUACGGCCCAGGGGAAGGGCCCAUCUGGUUGGACAAUACCCACUGCACUGGGAAAGAGGCAACCCUGGCAGCCUGCUCCUCCAAUGGCUGGGGUGUCAGCGACUGUAAGCACACGGAAGAUGUCGGUGUGGUGUGCAGUGAGAAAAGGAUCCCUGGGUUCAAAUUUGACAACUCAUUGAUCAACCAAAUAGAGAGCCUAAACAUACAGGUGGAAGACAUCCGGAUUCGGCCCAUCCUUUCUGCCUUCCGCCAUCGCAAGCCUGUGACUGAGGGCUACGUGGAGGUGAAGGAGGGCAGGGCCUGGAAGCAGAUCUGUAACAAGCACUGGACGGCCAAGAAUUCCCACGUGGUCUGUGGCAUGUUUGGCUUUCCUGCCGAGAAGAACUACAACCCCAAAGCCUACAAAACCUUUGCCUCAAGGAGGAAGCUGCGCUAUUGGCAGUUUUCCAUGAACUGCACGGGCACCGAAGCUCACAUCUCCAGCUGCAAGCUGGGCCCUUCAGUGUCCCGGGACCCUGUGAAGAAUGCCACCUGUGAGAAUGGACAGCCAGCUGUGGUCAGUUGUGUACCUAGCCAGAUCUUCAGCCCUGAUGGACCCUCAAGGUUCCGAAAAGCCUACAAGCCAGAGGACCGUGUGUCCCUCCAGCAACCCUUGGUGCGGCUGAGAGGAGGAGCCCAGGUCGGGGAGGGCCGAGUGGAGGUGCUCAAGAAUGGCGAAUGGGGAACCGUCUGCGAUGACAAGUGGGACCUGGUAUCUGCCAGUGUGGUCUGCAGAGAGCUUGGCUUCGGGACUGCUAAAGAGGCUGUCACGGGCUCCAGGCUGGGCCAAGGGAUUGGACCCAUCCACCUCAAUGAGGUCCAAUGCACAGGGACCGAGAAGUCCAUCAUAGACUGCAAACUCAACACGGAGUCUCAAGGCUGCAACCACGAGGAAGAUGCUGGUGUGCGAUGCAACAUUCCCAUCAUGGGCUUCCAGAAAAAGGUGCGCCUGAAUGGAGGCCGCAAUCCCUACGAGGGCCGAGUUGAGGUACUAACAGAGAGGAAUGGGUCCCUUGUGUGGGGGACCGUAUGCGGCCAGAACUGGGGCAUCGUGGAGGCCAUGGUGGUCUGCCGGCAGCUGGGCCUGGGCUUUGCCAGCAACGCCUUCCAGGAAACCUGGUAUUGGCAUGGAAAUAUCUUUGCUAACAAAGUGGUCAUGAGUGGAGUGAAGUGCUCAGGAACGGAGCUCUCCCUGGCACACUGCCGCCAUGAUGAGGAGGUGGCCUGCCCCGAGGGUGGGGUGCGGUUCGGUGCUGGAGUCGCCUGCUCAGAAACUGCCCCUGACCUGGUGCUUAAUGCUGAGAUUGUACAACAGACGGCCUACCUGGAGGACAGGCCCAUGGCCCUGCUGCAGUGUGCCAUGGAGGAGAACUGCCUCUCAGCCUCCGCAGUCCACACCAACCCCACCACAGGCUACCGUCGCCUUCUGCGGUUCUCCUCCCAGAUCCACAACAACGGCCAGUCUGACUUCCGCCCCAAGAAUGGCCGCCACGCGUGGAUUUGGCAUGACUGCCACAGGCACUACCACAGCAUGGAAGUAUUCACUUACUAUGACCUGCUCAGCCUCAACGGCACCAAGGUGGCUGAGGGCCACAAGGCCAGCUUCUGCCUGGAGGACACGGAGUGUGAGGGAGACAUUCAGAAAAGUUACGAGUGCGCCAACUUCGGAGAGCAAGGCAUCACCAUGGGCUGCUGGGACAUGUACCGCCAUGACAUCGACUGCCAGUGGGUAGACAUCACCGAUGUGCCCCCCGGAGACUACCUGUUCCAGGUUGUCAUUAACCCUAACUACGAGGUGCCGGAGUCAGAUUUCUCUAACAACAUCAUGAAGUGCAGGAGCCGCUACGACGGCUACCGCAUCUGGAUGUACAACUGUCACGUCGGUGGAGCCUUCAGUGAGGAGACAGAACAAAAGUUUGAACACUUCAGUGGACUUCUAAAUAAUCAGCUCUCUGUGCAGUAAAGACGACCCCGGGCCAGGCAUGAUGGCUCAUGCCUGUAAUCCCUGCACUUGGGCUGAGGCAGGAGGAUUGCCACCAGACUUCCACUCUGGAAAUUAGACCAAACUUCUGUUUCAAAAAUGAAGAGAGAGAGAGAGAGAGAGAGAGAAAGAAAAAGAAAAAAAGAAGAAAAAUGACUUAAUGGUCACCUACCGAGACACUUUAGUGUCUCAGGGAUAGAUGGGAGGGUAUCAAUUGCCACCUCCCUGCUAGCCAUCUCCAUCUGAGAAGAAAGGUGCUCAUUCAUUCAUUCAGCAGGCACUGCCGCCUGUCCCUGCCCUGAGGCCUCAGGGGCAGGGGUUCUGGCACACGGCUAUGGGAACUGGAGGGUAAGCUAUGAGCAGCUUACCCCAUCCAAGCUUUGGCAUCUCCUACGUGUGACAUCACCACGCUCUGCACAGAUGGGCCAUUUUCUUCUGGAGAUGUGGCAGGUGUGAACUUAGCAACUGCAGAGGUGGUCAAGCUAAAUUCCAUUUUCCCCCUUCUUAGGUCAUUUCUGGAAAACUUGAAUAUCAAGACCUCUGUACUAAGUAUUUUUUUUCCUCAUUGUACAAACACACUUCUUGACAAAAUCAACUUGAAAAAGAAGGCUUUAUUUGGGCUCUCAGUCCGUUGUGCGUGGCAAAGAAGGCAUUGCAGCAGGAGCACUGAAGCAUCUGGUUUCAGGCUCACUAAACAGCUGACGAUGACCUUGAACUUCUGAUCCUCCUGCUUCCACCUCCAGAGUGCUGGGGAUCAAACCCAGGACUUCACACAUGUAAGGCAACGCACCCUUUAACAGUUAACAGCUGCUUUCUCGGCUCUCACCGUUCUCGGCUGCUGUAAACUUGUACGUGUUCUUUUCUUUACCGAACUGCACAGUUUUCCAUAUCUUUCUGCUCCACUUGCUUAAUCAUUUUUACUUGGGCCUGAAUAAGAGCAGUGAGGUGGAACUGUACCACAGCCUGAAUGCCAUUCCUGUCUUAAAAUGUCCUCCGCCAAACAAAUUAGUUCAUCAUUCUUGAGUUCCGACUCACUCGAGUGCUCAGAACCAGGCAGGGUGCUGCUGGAUCCUGGCCAGGGUGUGACAUGACUGGCUUUUAGCUCCGUUCUAGAUAGCCCUUGAAACCUCAGGUACCAGGCCUCCACUGUCCACAUUUCUCUAGGCAUUCUGGGCCUUCCAAACUCCCACCAGAAUAACCCAUUCAGAUCUGUUCUCAGCACUCUAGGGCUUUUCAGGCCCAAAGUUCCAAGCUCGGGAACGCUACAGCCAUGCUUAUCACCCCCUCACAGUAUAAAUCUGCAUUCAUUAAUUGUUCUCAUUACUAUUACAACAUACUUGACAAAACAAAGUACAAAUCUGUAUUAGUUAACUUUUCUCAUUACUAUCACAAUAUACUUGACAAAAGCAACUCAAGGGAAGGUUAGUUUGGGCUUACAGUUCAAGAGUGCAGCCUACCAUACUGGGAAAUGUGUGGUAGCGGGUGCAGGAGGCAGGAUUAUGAAUGCUGGUGCUCCCCUCGCUUACACCUUCGUAGUCAGCCUACAUCCCCAGCCCAUGGAAUGGUGCUACUGCUGUGUUGGGGAUGCCUUCCUUCUAUUAAACCUCUUCUGGAAGCACCCCCAUAGAUCCACCUACAGGUGUGUUUCCACAGUGGUUCUAGAACCCACCUAGGUGACCAUCAAGGUUAUCUUUAACAACCUCUUCUUAAACCGACUUCUGUAUUCCGCGCAACAAUAGCCACAAUUUAAAGAACAAUAAAGCCAUACAUUCCAAGACUCCGAGGGGAAGACUGGAGAUUUGGAUGGUUCUGAGACAGGAUAGGAGGGGACGUGGAAGGGGCCCUUCAACUCAGAGUCUGGUUGAAGCUUUUGCCAGUUGAGAAUCCCAACCCGGAUGACAACAUUGUCAAUGGUGCUAAUACAGAGACAGUAUUCCUUUUAUGUAGAUAUUUCAAGUGAGUAUGUUGCAAUAGCAAGGAAUCAUGCUGAAGGCUUUUUAAAUGGCCUCUCUCCUUUCCUAGCUGUAAACAUACAGUUUCCUAGAACUUCACCCAAAACCCCAUCUACAGGAAAAGCCAUAUCUCAAGAUCCUUAGGCUACCCUUCUGACCCAUGGUUUCAUCUUACCACCUCGGGUGCCACCCCAUAAUCUCAGUAUCAAAAAGGGGAAGAGAUUGGGGGGUGGAACUUAGAAACCCAUCAAGCAAUACCAAAGACUUCCGAACUCCUGUGUACAGCUAUUGACCAGACACUUAGGGACGGCUGUCCUUAGGGAAGCCCACCCCCCAGCUCUCGGGUGUGCCUUAUUCUUACCCUGAGCACCUCUCAACCCCUGUAACUUAAAUUUAUAUUUAAAAUAUUUCAAAUAAACUUCUAACCCUGCUUCA